Molecule: messenger RNA, 4227 nt
Organism: Actinia tenebrosa (Australian red waratah sea anemone)
Lineage: Eukaryota; Metazoa; Cnidaria; Anthozoa; Actiniaria; Actiniidae
Product: neural cell adhesion molecule 1-like
Biological process (GO): homophilic cell-cell adhesion
Cellular component (GO): plasma membrane
Molecular function (GO): protein binding
Source: RefSeq, a predicted model, not a curated record
AUGCCGAGAUUGCGUCCUACAUUCUUACCAAGUCACCCAAACAACACAUACCAGAUUAUCGAGGGAAAGGAUUUAAAGAUAAACUGUACAGCUAUUGGUCCACCAACACCAACCAUCACGUGGGUGAAUAUAUCAGAUGAUAGUGUUCAUCCCAAGAGCCAUGGAUCAGGAAGUGCUGUACUGCAGAUAGAUAACAUUAAACGAUACCAUGCUGGAGUAUAUGAGUGUAGGGCCAACAACAACCCAAACGAGACUGCAGCCACUAAAAGGACAAAGGUGACGGUCAACUAUCCACCAAAAAUAACACAUUAUAGUGGUGAUAAGACUAUUAAUGAAGGUGGCGUGAUAGAAUUACAUUGCUUGGCAUCUGGAUGUCCUAAGCCAAAUAUCACUUGGUCAAAGAAAGGAGGCUUUUUGCAACAUGGUGGUAGUUUGAGUAUUCCUAGAGCAACAAGAAACGAUACUGACAAUUAUACUUGUACAGCAAAUAAUUUUUAUGGAACUGAUCAACACCAGGUUAAAGCAUAUGUUUACGUAACAGUCAGAUAUCGACCAUCUAUAGUGUACUGGACAAAAGACCAGAUUAUCAAUGAAACAAACCCUAUUCAUCUGACAUGUAAAGCAGAUGGUUAUCCAUCACCAAACAUCACGUGGACCAAGUCACCAGAUGCACCUCCUGUCACUAGAGGAAAUGAGUAUAACAUCACGUCAGUUGAGAGAUCUGGUGCAGGGACAUACACGUGCACUGCUAAAUAUGCUGAUUUAUUAUCAUUUUGUGAUUCUUUUUUAGACAAGCCGACAAUUUCAAAAGAGCUGUCUAGCAGUAAUAGUACUUCCUGGAAUGGCAGACAGGUGACUCUCAAGUGUAUUGUCAGUGAUGGAUUACCCACACCAGAUAUCACGUGGUACAAGCCCAGUGGUCAGGAAAUAACAACUGGUGUCACAUCUAUUGCUAAAGGUAGUCAAGUGGUGAUAACAACGAUAGAUGGUGCAGACUAUGGAUCAUAUAAAUGUAAAGCAACAAACAUCGCAGGAAGUGUUGAACAUCUUAUCAAUGUGACUCAGUUGUUCCCCCCAGGUGCCCCUAAUGUCACGAUACUAGACCAGGAUAUCCAAGCAUCAUCAGUAACUGUAAGAUGGGCCAAACCUGGUUAUGAUGGUGGAAGUCCUGUUAUUGAUUACAAAGUACAAAUAAACACAAACCCACCACAAGAACACAACACAUCAAAUACCGAGCAUGAGUUGACUGGUCUGACUAAGAAUACAAGGUAUGAAGUCAGAGUCUACACAAGGAAUGCUGUUGGUUAUGGAAAUGCAUCAAACCUCAUCUUUACCACAAAGAAAAGAGGUCCAUCACCAUUGCCCAGUUUUCGUCUUAUCAAAAGUACAACGACAAUAACUUUAUUAUGGACAAAACCAGACGAUAAUGGCGGUGAACUUAAAAAUUAUACCAUCUAUCAGAAACAAGGUGUAGAAAAACGCUGGGCAAGCAUACAUGUCGUCCGUGACUUGACCAACUUGACGUAUGUUAUACACGUGAAGGGUCUGGAGCCUGGUCAGACGUACAGGUUUAUUGUCACGGCAACGAACGAGUAUGGAGAAAGUGAAGUAGGAGAUGAUAAUGGUAAAAAAGCGUAUAUUUCACCAAUGCCUUCAACUCCGUCACCUACCACAGAACCUGGUCCAAAUAGAGAUGAACGUAAAGGUUAUGGAGAUAACAAGGGCAGUCCUGUUGUGAUAGCUGGCGCUGUUGGUGCUGCACAAACUAAGAAAAGAAAAGAAAAUUCAGUGGAUGUGCAAAUAGAACAUUCCUUAUGCAAUACCCUGACUGUUUCUGGGUUUUUUUUAAUCACAGGUUCAACGAAGAGCACAAGAAGCGAUAGAGCCUCAUAUCAUAAUGAUAUCGACCCUGACAGUGUAACCCAACAAGGAGCUGCUGCUAGUCUUGGUGGUGUAGAUGAUGGCAUACCAACGUAUGCAGCAGUAGAUGUGUCUAAGAAAAAGAAGAAGAAGGAAGCACAAAAUGAAAUAGCAGACUAUGCUGUUGUUGACAAGAGCAAAAAGAAGCGUCCUGGAGAAAUUAUCUAUGCAGAACUUGCUGACUUCAACUCCCCCGGUGAAGCAGCAGAAGCACCUCGUCCAAUAACAUACACUGGAACUGACUAUGCUGACAUCACACAGUUCCAGAAACAGGACGAACCGGAACCUACUUACGCCAACUUCCAACCAUCAAAAAAUUUCACUAACAUCCAGGGCAUGUAACUACCAUGCUAUUUAAGAAAGCCAUCUGAAAUCAUUGGAAAGAUGUCUGUUAGUUGAAUGAACCUAAACCUCAUUGGUUCUCUCGUAUCCUACAUUCUGUAGCUGCUUAUUAAUUAGUUUGAUAUUUUGUUUGAUAUGUAUUAACUUUCAUUUGAAUUAGACAUUUCACUGAAAUUUUCAUAAUUAUGCGAACUCUGUCUGCGAGCUGCACGGUACCUUUCAUAUUUGGCGGCAGCGAAAACCAAAUUUCAACGUGCAACUUGGAGACACAAAGUUCGCAUAUUUGUGGAAAUUGCAGUAAUGAGUAGCAUUGCUCAACAUAUUGCAAUAAAACCUUUUCGAGUUCCAAAUUACCGCUGUGUUUCUUGAUUACAGACUCAUUUACAGGCUAACGAGUCUGUAAUCAAGAAACAUAGCGGUAAUAGGGCAUUUGCAUUAUGGCGUCAUUUUACUACCACUACCAAAAUGCUUCGUGAAUUUUCUUUCUUAUUCAAAUUUGUAGUUCCUCAUGGGAAUAGUGAGACAAUUGGUGGUAAUUAACAGAACAAAAGACAGUGUGCAAUGGAGUCUGGUAGUGGUAGUAAAUGACGCCAUAAUGCAAAUGGUAUAUUUGGAACUCGAAACUGGACUAUUAUGUUUCGUAAGAUAAUUACCGUCACAGUUCUUUUAGCCGAAAACUAGAGCGUAGUAAUUGCUAAUUAUGACUCUUUGUUUUACAACUUUGCUAAGAGGUUUGUUUUCUAUUGUUUUUGUUUUUUUUUGUUUUUUUUGUAAAAAUAGAUAUUCCGUUGAUAUAUAUUUAUUAUGAAUUGCAAUGCAAUAUAAUUAUUUUUUCCAAAUUGCUACUUUCAAUUGAAUAAACUAGAUUUGUAUUAAGCGUUUAUAAAUGCUACAAAAGUUUAAUUUAUAGUGAAAAUAACAGCUUUAUAGUUUUUUUUACAAGAUCUGAAUAAAAAAAUGAAAAAAAAUAGAUAAAUAAAUAAACAAUUUCCUCGCUUUCUAGAGAGCUGCCAAAAUGACAAAAAGCACUUGACGUCGUAGCCGCCAUUUUUUGGUUGAUUAUAACGAUAGCCAUGUCUCAAUUAGGUUAUUUCAUUCCACAGAUUAUGACUACGAUUUACUAAUUUCACACGAAAAGAGAGGAUUUAUAACUCAGAGUAUCAAAUGAAAAUAGAGUAUUUUAUAUUUCGAAAUAUAGAUACAAGUAUGCUUUAUAAUUCACCCAAUUGACUAGAAUAUUUUCGAAUAUUGAGAGAAUAUAUUUUUGAAGUAUAAAAAAAAAAUUAUACGCAUAACUAUGCUUGCAAUAAUUGUAGUUUAUCCACGUCUUUAUAUCGUUGUCAUGUUUCAAAGCAGUUGUAAAAGUUUUCUUUCUAAACAGGAAUAUGCCAAGAUCAAUCGGGCAUUUUAACUUUCAAAAGAAUCGAACCACCAACCCCUGCACUUCUGGCACAAGACUUAGCAAUCGCUCUCACUAACUCUAACUUUCAGAUAGGAAUUAAGUGGCAACAAUAGCAGGUUAUAUUUCAGGAACGAAAACAUAGUUUUUUAGCUUAGUAAAUUUGUAUAGGAAAUCGCACGACUUCGAGUACAAUUCGGAAUUUAUAGGUACGAGUGAUAUAUUGAAAGUUAAGAAAACUCAACAACUCAAUUCGGACUCUACAGAGUACAAUUUGCGAUUCAAUUGUACUCCUCUUGUAAAAUCAUAUUCCAGUCACUUUGUAGAGCGUAUUAUCAAUAAAUAAACAAUAUUCUGUGUUUUCUCAGUACCUUUUAAACAGUAAUGAAAUGUCACUGAUUUUCGUUAAAACAUUAACGUGCUAAAUAAGAAAACCUUGAAGUAAUACAAGUACGAGACCUUCUACCUUGCCAUUCCACUGACUACCAUAAGCCUAGAAGCAACCAUGACUUACAUAUUUCCAAAACUUCUCAAUAUCUGACCAAGAAAAUUUGCUGAUUUAAAAA